CAACAUCUACCACCGGACGUUCCGCUGAUUUUUACUCUCGUUUCCAAAGGAAAAGGAUAGUGGUCAGAGGAUCGACCAAGGGUUGACCACCUGCCGCGUGACGACCGAUAAGAUUACGGUCGGCUCUCACAGUCAACCAGUGGUCCCCGCGAGCGCCCGCUAUUUAGAGCAUUACCGCCUCGCCGCCGGCAGCGCCCAUCUCUGAUAUCGACAGUCGCGACCAUGUCCUGGCCAAAACUGGGCUCGAAGAAGCCCAAGGAUAUGAAGGAGAGCGGGGUGAUCUCCCGAUCUGCUACCCCCAUACCGUCCCGCACAGUUACACCGAAGCCGCCAGAUGCAUCAGAGUCGAACCUGCGUCAGGGAUUGCUCACUAUCCGCAUAUUCUCAGGACGCGGUCUGAGCCUGCCAUCCGGCACCCCAGUGCCAGACAUCGUGGAGAAGGCACUCGCGUCCCAGCCGCCGCCGAGGGGUGGCAACCGGGAAAGCAUGCAGCGGCGACGCUACUGGUGGCUGCCCUACGUCGUGCUCGAGUUCGACAAGAACGAGGUGCUCAUCGACGCGCUCGGCGGCGACCUUGCGAGCCCGCAGUGGAACUACAAGGCUGAUUUCGACGUAUCACGGACGUCCAACAUCGCCGUGUCCGCGUACCUGCGCACUGCGCAGUGCGUGCCCGGUCAGGGCGACAUGGGCAAUGACCUGUUGAUGGCGAGGGUGGACCUAUCGCCUUCUUUGGACGGACAGCGGUCCGCAGACCAAUGGUAUACCGCUACGGCCGGCAACGGCUCGUUCCACCUCAAAAUCGACUUCAAGCCUGCGCGGCAUGAGUCGCUCACGAUUGAGCAAUUUGACCUGCUCAAGGUUAUUGGGAAGGGCAGCUUCGGGAAGGUCAUGCAGGUCCGGAAGAAGGACACCCAGCGGAUAUACGCACUCAAGACCAUCCGCAAGGCCAACAUCGCGCAACGCCCCGGCGAAAUUACGCACAUCCUCGCGGAGCGCACCGUCUUGGCGCUCGUGAACAACCCGUUUAUCGUGCCACUCAAGUUCUCGUUCCAAUCGCCGGAUAAGUUGUAUCUGGUCAUGUCGUUUGUGAAUGGUGGCGAGUUGUUCUACCACUUGCAGCGGGAAGGCAAGUUCGACGAGCACCGGAGCCGGUUCUACGCGGCCGAGCUGCUCUGUGCGCUCGAGCAUUUGCAUGGCUUCAAUGUUGUCUACCGUGACUUGAAGCCCGAAAACAUUCUGCUUGACUAUACCGGUCAUAUCGCGCUGUGCGACUUCGGUCUCUGCAAGCUGAACAUGUCUGAGUCAGAAAAGACCAACACCUUCUGCGGGACGCCCGAGUACAUCGCGCCCGAGCUCCUCGAGAGCCAGGGAUACACAAAGACGGUCGACUGGUGGACGCUGGGCGUGCUCCUGUACGAGAUGAUGACCGGCUUGCCGCCUUUCUACGACGAGAACGUAAACGUCAUGUAUCAGCGCAUCCUUUCGGACCCGCUGCUGUUCCCGCCAGACAUGUUGCCCGACGCGAAAAGCAUCAUGGUGGCCCUGCUGCAGCGGAAUCCUGACAAGCGUCUCGGUGCCAAUGGUGCAGAGGACAUCAAACGGCAUCCGUUCUUUUCGAAGCAUGUCGACUGGAAUAGACUUAUGGCCAAGAAAAUCACUCCACCGUUCAAGCCCAGCGUGGAGUCUGUCUUGGACACAGCGAACUUCGACUCGGAGUUCACCGGUGAGCAGGCGCAGGACUCGCAUGUCGAUGCCACGCCGCUGUCCGAGACCGUGCAAGACCAAUUCCGCGGCUUCACCUAUAACCCUGGCAACGACUAUCUCAGCGAGAGCGUCAGCUACCCGAGCGUGAUCGGUUGAGGCUAUCCUUGCAAUACGUCUUCUCGCUCCGAAACAGGUGGCUUCGUCGGCCUGGUUAAUAGAUCUCUCGUCACCUCGAAACUUCGCAUCUUGUUGUCGUAUUUAUGUGAUUGGGUCGUCAGCUCUUUGUGCACCGUGUGGGAGCCUUGUCUUGUAUGAUUCGUACGGUUCUUGAUCUGCUGGCUUGACCAUUCACCUGUGUAUCGGAUCUCAGCUGUCUGCAUGGACUUACACAGUGUAGCCUUUAUUUCCCCCUUCUUGUAGCUGGCUCUUGUACAUAUGGUGCAUAAAUGAAGAAUUUUGCUGGACUAAA
Fomitopsis serialis is the source of this 2173-nucleotide messenger RNA. Its product is annotated as Pkinase-domain-containing protein. Gene Ontology annotation, molecular function: protein serine/threonine kinase activity; ATP binding. Lineage: Eukaryota; Fungi; Basidiomycota; Agaricomycetes; Polyporales; Fomitopsidaceae. The coding region runs from base 223 to 1860 and encodes 545 amino acids. The record is from RefSeq and is a predicted model, not a curated record. The transcript has 12 exons. Gene Ontology annotation, biological process: protein phosphorylation.